UCAUAUAAUGCAAUAUAUAUAAGUUCACAAAUAAAACAAUAAUCUCAUACACUAACUUUCUCCAAUCUCUAGCUUCCAAACACAAACAUGCAAAGCAGCAGAGAUGAGCCAGUAUCACCUGCUGGACGGUUAUUUUUGCAGUCAAAAACUGAGCUUAUAAUCAACUGUUCAAUAGGCUUCAAAAAUCCCCUUGAACCAGAAGCCAUGAAAACAUAUGUCGCAAACUCUUUAUUCAUGAAACACCCUAGAUUUUGCAGUCUCUUAGUGGUUGAUGCAAAGGGUAGGGAAUUUUGGAGGAAAACCAAAAUCAAUAUAGAUAAUCAUGUAAUUAUUCAUCCCAAAAAUCCAAGCUUAGAAUGUGAAUCAGAGGAAGAAUGUGAGGACAAAAUUAAUGCUAUUUUAGCAGAUUAUGCAGUUUCUUCUCCUUUGAGUAUGGAGAAACCCUUAUGGGAGUUACACAUAAUUAGUGAACUUAAAUGUAUGAUUUUUCGAUUUCAUCAUGCUAUGGGAGAUGGCAUUUCUUUGAUGUCAUUGUUUUUAGCUACUUGCAAAAGAUUAUGUGAUGGUAAAGAUGCUGUUAGUGAUGUUAAUGUUAGUGAAAAUAAGAAGGGAGAAAUCAAGAAAAGGAAGGGGAAAGGAAAUCCAUUCAUAGGAAUAUUGAAGGUGAUUUGGUGGACAAUACUUUCUGUGAUGGAGGUGAUUGGAAGGUCUCUAUGGGUAAGAGAUAAAAAGACUGCGAUUAGCGGCGGCGAUGGGGUGGAGCUCUGGCCGAGGAUGGUGGCAACUGCCAAGUUUACUCUUGAGGAUAUGAAAACUGUCAAAAGGACUAUUCCUCACGCGACCAUCAAUGACGUUCUCUUUGGAGUUAUAUCUUUUGGUUUUUCGAAAUAUUUGGAGAGUCGGUCGUCACAAGGUUUGCAGGAAGGGCAACAAAUCACGGGAUUAGCCACGGUUAAUUUAAGAAAGCAACCCGGAUUACAGGAAGUAUCCAAGUUAAUGGAUGAAAAUUGUUCCAGAUGGGGUAAUAAAUUCGGGUUUAUGAUAUUGCCUGUUUAUUAUCAUAACACAAAAGAUGCAGAUCCACUGAAGUUUGUAAAAAGAGCUAAGGUCAUGAUUGAUCGGAAAAAACAAUCCUUGGGGGCUCAUUUCUCAUACUAUGCAGGGAAGUUUACAAUGUCUCUACUUGGACCGAAGGCUGCGAGCAUGUCUAAUCACAAAAUUCUUUGCAAUACAACCUUCGUCAUCUCAAACAUAGUUGGUACACAAGAGGAAUCCACAUUUGCUGGAAACCCCAUGACCUAUAUAACAGCAACAACUACUAGCUUGCCUACUGCGGUUAUGAUGCACAUGGUGAGCUAUGCGGGAAAGGCUAGCAUGCAAAUUUCGGUGGCAAAAGAAAUAAUCCCUGAUCCACGAUUUCUGGCACAAUGCUUUCAAGAUGCGUUGCUUGAAAUGAAGACUGCUGCACAGCCUGCAACAGUGGAUGAUGUCUGCUAGCCAUUGGAUUCAAUAUUGCAAGCAUGCAUGCAUGAUGAGGCCUGAUCAGGGUAGUUGGCACGGCCCGAUGGCCGCAUGGGCACUAUGGCUCCAUUCACUUACUCAUUUUUUAGGGUAUAUUUCGGAACUGUUGAAAAUGCCGACUAGAAACCAUAUAAUACUCCCUCUGUUUUUUUAUCA
Molecule: messenger RNA, 1677 nt
Organism: Beta vulgaris subsp. vulgaris (sugar beet)
Lineage: Eukaryota; Viridiplantae; Streptophyta; Magnoliopsida; Caryophyllales; Amaranthaceae
Product: wax ester synthase/diacylglycerol acyltransferase 8-like
Exons: 6
Coding region: 88-1497 (469 amino acids)
Biological process (GO): triglyceride biosynthetic process
Cellular component (GO): plasma membrane
Molecular function (GO): diacylglycerol O-acyltransferase activity; long-chain-alcohol O-fatty-acyltransferase activity
Source: RefSeq, a predicted model, not a curated record